Adineta steineri is the source of this 1266-nucleotide messenger RNA. NCBI's taxonomy places the organism in Eukaryota, Metazoa, Rotifera, Eurotatoria, Adinetida, Adinetidae. The record is from the annotation of a GenBank genome assembly.
AUGGCAAUGGCAAACAAUAAAACACACAAUGAAGAAUUUAAACAAAGAAUUAAUGAACAAAAUCAUUCAUUAAUGAAACAAAUUAAUCAAUGGGAAAGAAAUUCAAUCGAAAUAAUUCAACAAAAAGCACAAAAGUGUAGAGAAAUUCUUAUUAAAUCUUCAGAAACAUUGAUUUAUAAUAAUGCAAAGAAAUUUAAUAGUUUAUCUGAACAAAUAAAGCAAAUUCAUAGAGAAAAUGAAAUUGAUUUACAUUAUUUAAAAAAUCAAUUAGCAAAUAUUGUAGAAGAACUAAAUAAUCCACCAAAUAUUUCUCCUCAACAAAAUUCGCAACCAAUUAUUGAUGAAAUUUCAAUUAUUUCAUUAAAAAAAUCAAAACUUAACAAAUGGAAACAAAAUGCCGUCACUGUGGCUGGUGGAAACAGAGAAGAACAAGCAUUAAAUGAACUUAGUCACCCUCAUGGAAUCUUUAUUGAUGAAAAAAAAAAUAUAUUAAUUGCUGAUUGUACUAAUCAUCGUAUUGUUGAAUGGAAAUAUGAUGCAAAAGAAGGACAAAUCAUUGCAGGUAGAAAUGGCAAAGGAGAUAGAAUGGAUCAGUUAAAUUAUCCAACAGAUGUGACUAUUGAUCCACAAAAUCACUCGAUUAUUAUUGCUGAUUCUUUGAAUAGACGAGUGAUUCAAUGGCAAAAUCAAUAUCAACAAAUUCUCAUUCGCAAUAUUGACUGUUAUAGUUUGGCAAUGGAUAAACAAGGAUAUCUUUAUGUUUCUGAUAUUGUGAAGAAUGAAGUGAGACGAUGGAAAAUGGGUGAAUACAACACUGAAGGAAUUAUAGUGGCAGGUAGAAAUGAAAAAGGAGAUCAACUCAAUCAACUGCAUUAUCCUACUUUUAUCUUUGUUGAUGACGAUCAAUCGGUUUAUGUAUCAGAUUGCUUCAAUAAUCGUGUGAUGAAAUGGAAAAAAGAUGCAAACGAAGGAACAAUUGUAGCUGGAGGAAAUGGUUGUGGAGAAAAUCUCAAUCAAUUGGCUUUUCCUCACGGAGUAAUUGUUGACGAUUUGGGUCAAAUCUAUGUGGCAGAUUGGCGGAAUCAUCGAAUAAUGUGUUGGUGUGAAGGAAGAAAAGAAGGUGAAAUUGUUGUUGGUGAACAUCGUAAAGGAGAUCAAUCAAAUCAGUUAAAUGGGCCCCAUGGUUUAUCUUUUGAUGAUGAAAAAAAUCUUUAUGUUGUUGAUAAUCGUAAUCAUCGAAUUCAAAAAUUUGAAAUAGAUUUGUAA